Molecule: messenger RNA, 930 nt
Organism: Knipowitschia caucasica
Lineage: Eukaryota; Metazoa; Chordata; Actinopteri; Gobiiformes; Gobiidae
Source: the annotation of a GenBank genome assembly
AUGUUUGAGAAUUGCAGCGCACACAGGCAGAGUCCACAGGGGAGCAGACCCAGCACCACCCGCCGCUCCCCUGCCGCAGCGAGCCACGGCCUGGGCAGCAAUAACACAGACAUCUCCUCUGCCGGAGGUCAGCAGAGGCUCAAGAAUGCCAUCAACCUGGGGAAGGCCAAGAUGAGUGACUUGCUGAGGAGAAAGGAGUCCACCCACAUCGAGGACAUCGGAGUGACGGAGGUGAACAAGAGCGUGGAGCUUGGCUGGAGUCUGGGUCCCACCAGCCCCCUCUCCCCCCUGGAGGCCUUUCCUCGGUUGCAGCCGCCCCCUGCCUCGGGAAAGAAGCGUGUCCUCCGUGCUCUCAAGACAACCCAGGACAUGAUGAUCUCCUCUGUGCCUGUGGUAAGAUCCCCCGAGCAGGCUGAGGCCGGAUCCACCCCGGACACACCAAAGAAGGCUCUCCCUACAGCUGAGAAGGACCCGCCCAUGGCUGAGGAAGACCACCCCACGACUGAGAAGGACCCCCCCAUGGCUGAGGAAGACCACCCCACGACUGAGAAGGACCCACCCAUGGCUGAGGAAGAUCACCCCACGACUGAUAAGGACCCCCCCAUGGCUGAGACGGACCUCCCUAUGACUGAGAAGGAACUCCAAACAGCUGAGAUGGACCCCCCCACUCCUGAGAAGGACCUGACCACAGCAGAGAACACCCCAUCGCCCAUCAUCAGCCCAGACACAGGAUUUGAGAAAAUAACAGAAAGCACAGCCCUGCCCUUGCCUCCCGAGCUGGAUGAGCCCAGUUGUCUGCUGGAUAUGGCUCUGGAGCAGUCCAUCCCAGACCUCAUCCACCAGGACCCCCCGGACCCCGCCCUAACCCACCUCACAGUUGGGCACAGUGCGGGCGAAGAUAGCAGCCCAGACCUGCUCUCGUUUGAGUGA